Messenger RNA from Ostreobium quekettii, 267 nucleotides. Lineage: Eukaryota; Viridiplantae; Chlorophyta; Ulvophyceae; Bryopsidales; Ostreobiaceae. The record is from the annotation of a GenBank genome assembly.
GCGUCAUCAAAGAAAUCCGUGACGUUGCAAGAAUGGGAGCAGAAGCUUGGCCAGAUUAAGAUCAAGAAGGAGGACAUGAACCGGCUGGUCAUGAAUUUCUUAGUCACAGAGGGCUACGUGAAGGCAGCUCAAAUGUUUGAACAGGAAUCAGGGACAUGUCCGGGCAUCAACCUUGGUUCCAUCACAGACAGGAUGGAGAUCAGGAAGGCAGUGCAGAGUGGCAAUGUGGAGGACGCCAUCGAGAAAGUCAACGAUCUAGAUCCAGAG